AUGGACCCCGAGUAUGACGUUCUUCUCGAUGCCUUACUCCAAAGAUACAAAGAUGUGUUUGCGCCAAAUCCCGUGCCCAGCCGCGAGUCCCUCAAGAAGGUCUUAUUCUGUACUGCGAUCAAAGGGCUCGAGAGGACAAGAAAGGUGCAGCACUGCAUUGUCACAAGACUUUUUCCCAACAUGGAGCGUCUGAUAAAGUUUGGGAACGACAAGACACGCGCCCGGUCACAAGAACACUGGGCUCAAUGGGGUGCUCAUGUCGCGGAACUGGCUAGCACAAACAUCGAUCUCGUUUUUAACACCGGAAGAUUGGAGGAACUAGAAGGCAAGAUGGUUCGAGUUGUUGUCGAGGCUGAGAUUCUCGCCAAAGCUCUGGAGAAAAUGUUAGAGACCAGGACACCCGUCGAAAAGGAAGACAUGUGGCCUUACGGUCAUUUCGUUGCGAAUUCGCAGUCAUCCAGGGCGCACUUCUCAGCAAUCUUGGCCCUUCCAGAUGGUUCGUCUACUCAGAAUGCUCAGAUGUUCUUGUCCAAGGAGAUCCUGGAGUACGAGGAUAUACUUGACACUAUCUCCGGUCUCCAGAUCUACACAUUGAUUCACCUAUUGUGCUUCGCCAACUUGGCAGGCAUGAAGGAUUUGAAGAGGGUCUUGCUCAGCGAAAUUCUGCCACACACGCGGAAGAUGUACCCCUCCGUAGAUAAGCCAAUGUUUGCUUUGGCUGCAGGUUGUUGGACUACAUGGGCCAUUGAGAUCGAAGAGAUGGCUUGGGCUCACUUAUACCUGGAUAAAAUUGGUACAGGCGGCUAUACUUUCGCGUUCAUCAACACGUCCUUCGAAUCUGCCAUCACGGAGGGCAAUCACUGCAUAGGUCACACUUUGAUGCGCCUCGAGCAAAUCACACAGAAGCUCAGCGAACUUACGAAGGAGCUGUUGAAGUCGGAUAUGACUUCUAUACAGAUGCAUGCUUUAUCGAACGAGUACCAUCGCUAUGUAAUGGUUUGGAAGUAUCAACAAAUUUUUGACCGAGAUGCAGUUGCUCAAAUAGGCCAAAUUAUGGGACAGUUCAAGGCAGAAAACGCUCAAAAAGUCGCAGCACUGGAAGGACUGGUCUAUUACAGGAUAUUCCCGAUCAUGAAACGCUUGAAAGCGCAUGGUGAUCUAGAGGUGCGCGCUUGGUCACAAGAUAGACUGAGUGCUUGGCUUUCCUCUUUCGACCUUCUGGCUGCCAAAUUGGACUUGUUGACGGACCAAAACUCAUUCAAAGGACCGGAGCCUCCAGGUGAUCUCCUUUCACAGAUGACGGAGUCAUUUUGCGAUCUCUUCUUACAAAUAACGGAGUUAUUUGGCGAUCUCAUCGAAGAGCGUCUGGAGUCUAGCCUCACAAUGGAUGAAUUUGUGCGAAAGAGCAUCCCAUCUUUACGUGGAGCUCUCAACAACAGCUUUCCGCAGAAGUCGGAUAGUGAGAUUCUGUAUGAGGUUCUUUCGAAACUUGUUGGAAGCACAUCGUGGACCGAACCGGGCCGGCCUGACGACAAGCUUGGCCAGCAACACCAGCACCACAAAGGCGGCCGCUCCAUCGCUCAGGUUCUUGAAAAGGUUAAUUCUGCAGCGGCUAAACUCGCGAAUGUAUGUCGGUUUGUGCUUAUUCUCAUAUUUGCGAUAAUGCUUCAGGGACUGUGCCUGCUAAUCGGGUCGUUGUCCUACCAGGACUCUGCGGAUUUAACUUACUCGCUUACCAAAGACCAGAUCGACUCUAGAGAACAAAUGAAUGCCAUGCUUCAGCAAACGGACAAAGACGAAGCUUCCGAAUCUGGCUACGACAGUGUCUCAUCUUCAGCCGAGCUGCACGAGAAGCUGGCUGCGAGUGGUGAGGCUAGAUCAGCGCCCGGGAACCUUCAAGAUGCCAUGGUGCGCAUUCGCAAUCUUGGUAAAGAGAAGUCCCGACUUAUAGAACUGUUUGAUGAAACUUCAAGACAACAUGCAAAACUCAAGCGAAAACAUCAAGACCUUCAGGAUAAAGUUUGGAUCGCGAAUCAAAAAAUGGACAAUAUUGACGCCAUGCUGGAGAAGGCCGUCGCUGAUGAAGAGUUGCACAAAUCUGAAGCAGCACAGACGCGGCAGAAGAUGAGGGAUGCGCUCCGUGACGCCGAAUUGUACGAGGCCGAAUUAGCAAAGGCGCGGAAGAAAAUCGAAACUCAGAACGCCAAAAUAUCUAAGAUUCAGUCGAGCCUAUCAAGCGCCAUUGACAAAGGAAAGAAUCAGAACCUACUGCUGAGCCGAGCGUCUUCUGAGAUUUAUAAGCUUCGUAGCGAGUUGCAGAAUCUCAUGACAGAGAAGAAAGUCAAAGACAUGGACAUAGCGAGGUACAAGAAAGAGGCAGACGAGCGAGAUAUGUUUAACGAAGCAUGCAAGUUCCCUCGUGCUAUAUAUUACCACAGUUCAGCCCUGCUGACACUCUCGCUUCCUAAAACUGAGCUUCAAGACAUCAGAGCCGCCGCCCUUGAAGAACUUAGCUCCACGUCAAAGAACAAUCAAUCGGAAGGCCAGGCUCCUCAAGAUACGGCACAUGAGAAAGAUGUUGAACUUCGAAAUGCACUUGCAGAGAUUCGUAUUCUCCGAAAAGAGAACGCCGACAUGAUCCGUGUUCGAGCCGAGAAUGUUGGAUUGCGCAAACAGUUGGAGGAUGAAGCCAAAGAUAAGCAAGCUAAGCGGGCCCUGCACGUAAGUGUCAAUGAGAACGUUGGGCCCGUUAACGACUGCCUAGCUGGUGCUUCUACCGAGAAAAUUGAGCCGGAGCACCCCGACACAUCCAAGCUCUUCGCUUCACAAUCGCUCCAGAAAGGCCCCAUGCCUGUCGCAGUGGAUCUUGAAGACGACAUUCAGCGCACCUAUCAAACCGGCAUGAGGAACGUAGCUUGGAAGCAGGCGCCGCCAGCGUCCGUCAAUAAGGUAAACUUCUCCCAAUCCUCCAUCUCCGCUAUGCACUCCCAACGUGAAAAUACGCAAUAUGAUAACUGUUCGGACGACUCUGGCCUGAACCCUUUUUACUUUCUCACACAGGUACCGACAGCCUUCCCAUCGCUCAAACCUCCGCCGGCUCCCACACCUCUUGGUGAAAACCUCCCGUUCCGCUUCGUGGCAAAGAAGGAGAAGAAAAAGGGCAAGGGUGGCAAGAAUUAA
Molecule: messenger RNA, 3180 nt
Organism: Didymosphaeria variabile
Lineage: Eukaryota; Fungi; Ascomycota; Dothideomycetes; Pleosporales; Didymosphaeriaceae
Exons: 2
Coding region: 1-3180 (1059 amino acids)
Source: RefSeq, a predicted model, not a curated record